Elephantulus edwardii (Cape elephant shrew) is the source of this 1893-nucleotide messenger RNA. RefSeq lists its product as uncharacterized. NCBI's taxonomy places the organism in Eukaryota, Metazoa, Chordata, Mammalia, Macroscelidea, Macroscelididae. The transcript has 9 exons. Gene Ontology annotation, molecular function: cytokine activity; cytokine receptor binding. Bases 1 to 1893 code for a protein of 630 amino acids. The record is from RefSeq and is a predicted model, not a curated record.
AUGGCCUCGCACACAGGUACCGCGGCGCCCACACCCACGGUAUCCACCAUCCCCACGGCCUGCAUCCAGAGAGAUGUCGCACAACAGAUCAUCGUGGAACUACAGUUUGUAUCCAGGAUGCUUCUGGAGAGCUAUCUGAAGAAAGAGGCCGGGGUGCCAGAAUGCUGCAAGUACAGGCUGCCCUGUACCACCUCCAGCCCCCAGCUCCCCGACAGGAUCAACAGCUCGGCCAUCCUGUCCUACUUCCAGAAGAUCCACUCGGAGGAGCCAGAGCACAAGAAUCUCACCUUGGAGGUCAUAGAGCAGCUGGAGAAGCUCCACUCCCCACAGGAGCCGGGGGUCACAGUCUCCCUGCCCACGAACUCUGUGCAACGCAAGUGCUUCUUCCUGGCCAUUUUCAGACAGUUUUCCAAGUGCCUCGAACUAGUUCCUUUGAAGGCCGCACGGGACAAUGUGUGGGGGACACUGAGCGUGGAGGCUGACUGUGUCGGCAGCUACCAUUUCGCAUGGGAGGGGCUACGCAGCAGCCAGGCCGCUGUGGCUACGCUCGUAGAGACCGAGGGUGUCCACAGUGAAUGCCGGGCACUCACUGGGCACUUUACCCUAGAAAUUGAAGUGGCGUCUGACAAGCCUCUCCUGGACAGCCCCUUGUCCUCCUGCUUCUCAGCGCAGAUGGCCUCCCCCACAGGCUACACCUGGACUCCCCUCUCCGGAGUCUUGCCCUCUCCCCGGUUACCGCUGGGUACCACUCGGUACCACUGUGCUCUAAACCUAGUUCCGGGGACUGGAGAAAAGAAGACAGACCCCCAGCUCAUGUCCCUGCAUGACCGUGACCGUGACUGUGACCCGGCCAGCAAGGCAGAAACCCCGGCCCCCAACACACCCGGUCCCCAGGCCUCGUCCCCCGAGGGGGUCUGGGAGCUUCUCACAAAGCCUCCGGGAGCUCGGAGAUGCCCCAUGCUGCACCCUGACUCCGGACCCCGUCCUGGAAAUGGACAGACACGCUUUCAGGAGAGGCUGGGGAAGGGGCCCGGCCUUCGUGGGCAGCAGCCCCGGAGAAGCCUCGCGAAGAGCCGGGAGAGGCAGAGGAGGCGACCCGAGGGCCAGCCUGUCACCCCGCGAGCCCGGACGGACCUCACGCUCAACUUCCGGCCCCAAACCAGACGCCCGGAAGCUGACCCCCAGUAUGAGGACGGAAAACUGGACCUCGAGAUCAAAGGGCAGCGCCUGCCUGAGGACAGGAAGGCGGGGAGCAGCGGGAGCACGAGGACCGGAAGCCAGGGAGGUGCACGAGCACCGGAAGGCGGGGAAGGCAGGGCGGGGCGCGAGCACGACGACCGGAAGGGGGUGAGGGGCGCGAGCACGACGACCGGAAGUCAGGGGGCACGAGGACCGGAAGUCAGGGGGCACGAGCACGAGGACCGGAACUCAGAGUAUAAAGGCGAGACGAAGCCCAUGUUCAGGGACAUGAAGAAGCACGAGGCCGGAAGGGGGAGGUCGGGAGGCCCGGGUCUCGGGCAGGUGCCCCUCGUUCACUUCCAUCAAGGGGCCCUGGUGGCUCAGUGUGACUCGGUGUGUAGUGCGCUGGGCUGUGAGGUCAGGGGUUUGGAUCCAGGCGCUCCCUGGAAGCUGAUGGACCGGUUUGAAGGCCCCGGGCUUCACGGCAGGUGUCAGCGCUGUGACUCGGAGCCCGGCCGGGGUGGGCGGGGGACGGAGCCUUGGCUUGGCGAGCUCCCGGCCGCUGGACUGGAGGACAGGGCAACGGCUGACCAUGGUGGAGAAACAUGCGGACAGGCCCGGGGUCAGACAGACAUCAGGAUUCUGGACCGACGGCUGCUGCCGGGGCCAGUUAACAAGGGUGACAGCGGAAACCACGGGCUGCUUCACCUGUGA